GCCACCGACGAGUAGCGACUUUUCCGCGUGUGCUGAACGAGCCAAAUCGAGAGGGAGUUCGUAGUGAAGAGAAAACUGGAGUUUUGUUUCUGCUUGAAGCGCGCAAAUUCUGAAAAUUGUUUCUUCGCUUAGAUCUGUCGAAUCGAAAUCGAUUUCUUUUCCGCAUUUUUGAAUUUCAUUAACUUCUCGAAGUUAAGGAACUCACAGAUCUGAAGGAAUGGCGCGGCGAUUGUCACUGCCCGCGUUUUGUGUAUUCAUUAUUUGCUUCUCUCUGCUGAACGAUCCUGUUUUCUGUAAAACCCUUAAACGAGAUGUUAAAGCAUUGAAUGAGAUAAAGGCUUCUCUUGGUUGGAGAGUGGUGUAUUCUUGGGUUGGAGAUGAUCCGUGUGGCGAUGGUGAUCUGCCGCCUUGGUCUGGUGUCACUUGUUCUACUCAAGGAGAUUAUCGAGUGGUUACUAAAUUGGAAGUUUAUGCGGUUUCCAUCGUCGGUCCUUUUCCCACUGCUGUAACCAAUCUCUUGGAUCUUACUAGGCUGGAUUUUCAUAACAACAAGCUGACUGGUCCAAUUCCUCCUCAAAUUGGACGGUUGAAGCGUCUUCAGAUACUUAACUUGAGAUGGAAUAAGCUGCAAGAUGUUAUACCUCCUGAAAUUGGUGAACUCAAGAGCUUAACUCAUUUAUAUUUGAGCUUCAAUAAUUUCAAGGGAGAAAUUCCAAGGGAGCUUGCUAGUCUUCCAGAGCUUCGCUAUCUACACCUACAAGAAAACCGUUUCAUUGGACGAAUUCCUCCUGAAUUGGGCACCCUGCAACAUCUUCGCCACUUGGAUGUUGGUAAGAAUCACUUGGUUGGUACCAUUAGGGAACUCAUACGUAUUGAUGGCUGCUUCCCAUCUCUUCGCAACUUGUAUCUUAAUGAUAAUUAUUUUACUGGAGGAGUUCCAGCUCAACUUGCAAACUUGACAAACUUGGAAAUCUUGUAUCUAUCACACAACAAGAUGUCCGGAAUAAUUCCCGCUGAAUUAGCACGCAUUCCAAGACUGACUUAUUUGUUCUUGGACUACAAUCAAUUUAGUGGAAGAAUUUCAGAUGGCUUCUACAAACAUCCAUUGUUAAAAGAGAUGUUCAUCGAGGGUAAUGCUUUUCGCCAAGGUGUUAAGCCAAUAGGCUUUCACAAAGUUCUUGAAGUUUCAGACGCAGAUUUCCUUGUUUAAACCACGCUUGUCCUUCUUUAUUCAAGUUGAAGCUUCAUUUUUAUGUUUAACCCAAAGGGUUAUUCCUAUUCUUGGAAUUAUGAAGAACAAAAGAA
Cucurbita maxima (winter squash) is the source of this 1305-nucleotide messenger RNA. RefSeq names its product LRR receptor-like serine/threonine-protein kinase GSO1. The transcript has 11 exons. The record is from RefSeq and is a predicted model, not a curated record. NCBI's taxonomy places the organism in Eukaryota, Viridiplantae, Streptophyta, Magnoliopsida, Cucurbitales, Cucurbitaceae. Bases 218 to 1210 code for a protein of 330 amino acids. Gene Ontology annotation, molecular function: protein binding.